Molecule: messenger RNA, 5288 nt
Organism: Crotalus tigris (Tiger rattlesnake)
Lineage: Eukaryota; Metazoa; Chordata; Lepidosauria; Squamata; Viperidae
Gene: GLCCI1
Product: glucocorticoid induced 1
Exons: 4
Coding region: 850-1806 (318 amino acids)
Cellular component (GO): cytoplasm
Source: RefSeq, a predicted model, not a curated record
ACUUCUAAGUGUAGGCACUGCUCUGAUUUUUUUAAAAUAUCAGUAUUUUCUUAGAAUUAAUAAACUUCAGAUUGCUAUUGCUCCAACAUCUGAAGGUUUAAUUCUUAAGUAGGGUUAGCACUUUAGGACGCUAGUAUUUGUUUAUAAUUUCCAGCUUCCUGUACAUUACAGUACAUUAAGAAGCAGUCCUGGAAGCAAAUAGUAAUAAUUAUCAGAGACAGUCCUUCAUCAUGUACUCCCUAUAAUAGUAACUUUACUAAAACUGCCCUACCUCCUACACAUCCCUACACAAAGCGGCUUUCAGCCACCAUCCCCUCCCUCUCGCCCUCUUCUCCACCUACAGGUAAAGUGGAAGGCAAUGGUUGGUCAGAUAUGCUGCCUUUCGAAGAUUCUGACCAAUUAGACACGAAUUAACGGCGGCCGGGCGCCCAAUGGGCGCAUGGCUGGGCACCUCUUGCGCGCCACAGGCAGGGUAGGGGAACCUGCGGUGGGUAUUUAGGAAGAGGACGGUGGAGUUGGGGGUUAGGUGGUGGGUUGCAGGUGCGGUGGUGAUCUGGAGUUCCUAGUCAGGCAGGAGCCCGAGUCUUAUGCUCCCCGCCCACUUCGCCGCUGCUCCUCCUCCUCCUCGUCUGUAGUAUUCGCCGCCUCGUCCAUGGACGAUGUAAGCCGCGAGUGGUUAAGCUGCCGAGGCGGGCAGUCAUGGCCACAUCCCGGCGAUAAACGCGCCGCUGAACCCGCUGGAAACUGCUUCUCUCGGCCUCGUCCUGUCCCCUCUUCCAGAGGGCGUGUUCGCGCGUGAGACAGUCAGAGAAAAGCCUUCCUUGUUUAUUUCGCCUUCGGAGUGCCGCCAUGUCCAGCUCCUCCUCGCAGACCCCUCCUCACCACCAGACCCCGCAGAGGAUGCGCCGUGGCGCCGCCGGGUCCCCAACCAGCGGUAACGCCGGGGUUUCGGUUGGUAGUAAUGGGUCUGGCGGCGGAGGAAACGGCGUUGGAGGCGCCUCCAGUGGUGGCGCUGUGACUAGCCGGCUGCUCCAGCCGAUCCGCGCCACCGUCCCUUUUCAGCUCCUGAGGGGCAAUCAGCACAGCCCCACUCGCUUGCCGACCUCCUCAGCCUCCGUGGGGAGCAAUACCGGCCCUGGAGGGCCGCGCGGCGCAGGGGGAGGAGGAGGGAACGGCGGCAGUCCGCCUCCACCAAACUCUACUUCGCCGUUGGCUCUGGCGGCUGCUCCUGCUACCGUCGUCGUCGUUGCCCCGCCGGGAGCAGGCGGGGUGGUAGAACCGAGCAGGGUGAAGGUAAGGCAGAAGCGCUCGCCUGACAGCAGCGGCACCGCUACCACCACCAUCAACAGCGGCAGGCGGAGGAGCAGCUCACCUGAGAGAAGGAGCCCCAGUUCGCCCAUAUAUAGAGUGGACAAGCCAAAAGCCCAGCAAAUUAGAACAUCUAAUACUAUAAGGCGAACCUCUUCAUUGGAUACAAUAACAGGACCUUACCUCACAGGACAGUGGCCACGAGAUCCUCAUAUACAUUAUCCUUCAUGCAUGAAGGACAAAUCUACUCAGACACCUAGCUGUUGGGCAGAAGAGAUAUUAGAAAAGAGAUCACAUCAGCGUUCAGCUUCAUGGGGCAGCGCUGAUCAACUAAAAGAAAUUGCCAAACUGAGGCAGCAGCUCCAGCGCAGUAAACAGAGUAGUCGUCAUAAUAAAGAAAAGGAACAUCAGUCACCUCUCCAUGGCAACCAUAUAGCAAUCAGUCAGACUCAGGUAAUCACACUGUUGGAUUGUUCAGGCAGAAUUUUUACACCAUAAAAUUAGAAGUAAUGUAUUUUUAAGUUCUGAAGUCCUGUCUGCCAAUUAAAAUAGUUUAUUUUUGUGCAGUACAAUCAAGCAACAAACAGAACUAGGAAGAAAUAUUAAGAAAUCUCUAGAAGCAAUUAAAUUUGUAACUGAUGUAUGAGUAAAGUUUUGAGAUAGUUAGAAAUGAGCUUUAGGCCGACAUACACCCUCUAUCUGAAUCCAUUCUAAAUUACUUACUAAUUCUACUAGUUCUUUUAUAUCCAUUGUCAAAGAUACUUUCUGCUUAUUUUCCUGUAGAAUUGUGUUCUUCAGUGCCUUUGUCAUUUCUUUAUUAGUCUAACACUUGUUUUAUUUAUUUAAAAGACUUGUAUAGCUACCUAUCUCAAAAAUAACUGGGCAGCUCACAACAGAUGAAAAAGUUUUAAAAGAUCCUUUUUUAUGUGGAAAAUAUAACUUUUAUUGGAUUUUUGUUUCAAAUAAUAUGUUCAGUCACAGCAAUAAUUUGAGUUUUCAAGCUACUUAUUCAUAGUUAUCUACAAUUAUAUUCUGAUUUGAUGAUGGUAUAACUAUUUAGAAGUGCGUUAUGACUGAUUAUUAAAUUGAUUAGUUUUCAUUUGCCUUCCCCACUUCGAUUUAUAUAUAUUAGCAUAGCAGAUCACACUGAAGAAGUGUUAUAGUUGUUGAAAUUUCAUGAAUUAUUUUCCAUUUUACUGCAGAGAUAUAACUGAAUUUUACUCUGUAGUUAGUAAUUUGUAUCAAGAAUUUUGAUAUUUUUUUCUCAGAAAAGCAUUAAAUCAACAUUAAUUAUGGAGUAAUACAUAUUGGCCAUAAUCAUGUGGAGACAUAGGUGUUUUCAAGGAGGUGCUUUUUCAUGGUAUACCAAACUUAGGGCUUAGAAAGAUAAAAGAUGAUGAUAAUUAGACACUCGUGCACAAAUUAUAGUACUACAUAUUGGAAAGCUGCAAACAUAAAAAACAUUAUUUUCAAUGCACUUUUGAAGAAAAUAUUUUAUAAGUUAAGCUUGAUAACUUAGAUAUAGAUAUUUGUUAUAGUAAAGAACUGAAUAACUAUAUAAAUUUCUCUCCAUAUUUCAGUUUGAUUUCAAAUGUAGAAUGCCAGAUUUCAGAAACCUAUGCUAAUAUGAUUGUUCAAAAUAUUUAUUUACAGUUUAUAUCUUAUGAAAGGAGCCAUCUGAUAUGUUUAAUAAUUUUAUAAACUGUUCUAUAGUGAUGUUUUGAAUUAUACCCACUGUCUUGCUCAAUUGGCCUUUCAUAAACGUACAUAAUAUCAGAUGCACCAAAAAGUUCAGAGUUUGUCAUUAAAAUAUUUUUAAUUAAAAACAGUGAUAUGAGUUGUGUUUCAUCAUAUUCUGUUUUCCUUUCUUUAUAUUUCAAAAUGAUUUAUAUAUAUUAAUCUAUAAAUGCCUAAAUGUGCUUUUAUGAAAAAAAUAGAUAUGAUGUUGCAUUACUCUAACCUAGAAUUCCUUUUUCAAAUUUGUGGAAAUUUUAAUUGAAAUAUAUUUAGGUUAUGGGGAUUUAGAAUCAUAUUUUGAAUUUCAAAAUCUGUGGAUAGAAUAAUUUGAAGUUUUAUGUACAAUUGUUUAAAGAAAGAAUUUGGUUUAAAGUGUAUUUUUAAAUAAAAUUUUAUUAAAUUUCAAAAACAAAUAAAAAUAGUUUUUUUUUUAAAAAAAAGAUAGCAAGAUAAAAGUGCAAUAAGAAAAAGGAAAUAAAAAAAGAAUGGCUUCUGACUUUAUAUUAUGGUACCCUUUAAAAUAAUCAUCAGCACUUUGUAUUGGGGCCCAGAAGCUUAUUAGCAUUGGUGCAGCAAUUUAAGAUGCAAUCCUGCAAUAGUAGAUUUCCCUGACUAACAGUUUAGCCACUGUAUUCUGACUCAGUUGUGGCUUCUGAAUCAUCUUUAGAGACAAUCCCAUAUAGAAUACAUAACAUUUAUUUAUUUAUUAAACAUAGCUAUAUUUUCAUAUUUUUGAAUUGUCCAUCUCCUUCAGGAAAGGACUGUGGCAUUAUAUAAUAAAAUGCUAAAAUAUAAAAACAGCAUAUAAAAAUUAAAAAAUUAGAAAAUUUAGAAUUUAAAAGGAGGCAAGGUUGAUUAAAUCUGUUAGAAAUUAGUUAAAAAAUUAAGCACUUUCAGGGCACCAAUCAGCCCCAUGGCUGCGUGCUCCUCUGAGCUCCCCGUAUAAGGCUGCAGAGCCACAUUUUAACUCCUUUGCAAGAGGUUGGGAGAGUGGAAGCCUAUCUCACCUCAAAGGGAAAGAUAUUCCACAGGCAGGAGCAAUAAUAGAGAAGGCUCUCUUCCUAGAUCCUGCCAGAUGGAAUUCUUUAACUUACCGGAUCUACAACAUGCUUUCCCUACUGACCCAGUGAAAGAGAUUGAUUUAAUGGAACAAAGAUGGUUCUAUAAGUAAUCUGGCCCCAUGGGAUGUAGGGCUUUGAAAUCCACUCAGAAGUAAACUGGCCCCAAUGCAAUUCACGGAGCACAGAUAUUAUAUAUGCCCUCUUUGCUCACACGGUCACAUUCUGCACCAGCUAAAGUUUCUGGAUUCUUUUCAAGGGUAGCUUCAUGAACAGUGCAUUGCAGUAAUCCAGUCAGGAGAUGACCAGGUCAUUAGUGACCAAAUGGAGAGCCUCCGUAUCAAGGAAAGUGUAACUGGCACAUAACAUGAAUUGUUGGUGUUUCUAUCCCAUUGAAAUCAAAAGAUUCUUGGUAGUUUACAAGUACAAUUUGAAACAUCCUUGGUAAAAGCAAUUCUUCAACUGUCUGAUAAUCAGGGCAAGGAAUUUAAAAAUUACAUUUGAAAAUUAUGUAAGUGAACUUACAAAGAUAAAGCAUCAGGCUGGUUUAAUAAUUGUAGAUCACUGAGUUGCAUUUUGCUGUUCAGUAUUAGAAACUCUUUAAAUAAACUGUCUCCUUUUUCUCCUAAUGAAUAACAAUCUAUAGGUUUAGUGAUAUAGCUGAGCCCGUGGAAUCAAUCAAUUGUAUGUUUGUUGAAAUAUUAUUAUAUCCCAUUACUAUCACUUCCAAUAUUAUUGCUGUUAUUUGUUUGUUUAAUAUUAUUAAGGUUAUUUUAUCCUAACUUAUUUUAUAUAAUACUUCAUUAUGGUGGAGAACAUAUCUAAUUGUCCUGCUUCCUAUUUUCUGAUAAUAACAAUCCUAGGAGAUAGUUGGUAGGCGAUUAUAUCUUCAGUGUAUAUAUGGGAUUUAUAUAGUGAUUUUUUUUGUUACUAUCCGUCCCAUAUCAUAUGAUAUCCUUUUUUCUGAUACCAUAGAUCAAUGUUUCUCAAUCUUGACAACUUUUAAGAUGUGAACUUCAGUUUCCAGAAUACCUCAGCUAGAAUAAAUUUCAGAAUUCCCCAGCUAGUAUAUCUUAACGUUGUUAAGGUUGAAAAAAUACCAUAAGCUAUUUACCGUAUUUUCCGGCGUAUAAGACGACUUUCUAGGCCACAAAAACCUUCUUAAAAGUUGGGGGUCGUCUUAUA